This is a messenger RNA of Oncorhynchus nerka (sockeye salmon), 4588 nucleotides long. RefSeq names its product cyclin-Y-like. Gene Ontology annotation, molecular function: protein kinase binding; cyclin-dependent protein serine/threonine kinase activator activity. The record is from RefSeq and is a predicted model, not a curated record. The transcript is spliced from 11 exons. Gene Ontology annotation, biological process: regulation of cyclin-dependent protein serine/threonine kinase activity; regulation of canonical Wnt signaling pathway. Lineage: Eukaryota; Metazoa; Chordata; Actinopteri; Salmoniformes; Salmonidae. The coding region runs from base 422 to 1462 and encodes 346 amino acids. Gene Ontology annotation, cellular component: cytoplasmic cyclin-dependent protein kinase holoenzyme complex; plasma membrane.
UCAAGCUACAACUGUGUUGCCUUCACGAUCAUGUGUAUCGCAGAGCUCCAUUUACAUUCCCUUUACACAACUGAUAAAAACGACGAUGUCUCCUCCUCAUCAGGCAUGGAUGAUUUAAAAAUGAACGUUAGUCAUGUUCAAAAGCGUGGUUAAUGCGUGGUCUUGGCCGACUGUGGAAGCUUAAUUGAUUUACUUAGAAGGUAGGCUGGCUAAAACAGUUUACAGUGUAAAAUGCGAAACAUUUCUCUGCUUAGUUGCAGAUGUUGUUGGAGGAUUUAUCAAUAACAGUUUUAUUCAUGUGCUGGUCGAGGCGGUGGUUUCACCCUCGUUGCUUUGAUCCUCCUCCCCGCUUCAGUAGCGAUUUGAACUACGGGUGUCAUUCUUCCAAUAGGUAAUAGCAACAUUGUAACGCAUUGGAAAGAUGGGGAGCACGACCUCUUGCUGUGUGUCUUCAAGUCCGAAGCUCCGAAGAAAUGCUCAUUCGAGGCUGGAGUCGUACAACACCGAACCGGAGUUGAGUAGGGAGGAUACGGGCUGCAACCUGCAGCACAUCAGCGACCGAGAGAAUGUCGACGAGCUGAACAUGGAGUACAACCCCUCUGACCAUCCUCGGGCCAGCACAAUAUUCCUCAGCAAAUCUCAGACGGAUGUGGAGUUGUCCAGCAAAAGUGUGCGUGAAAAAAGAAAGAGUCUCUUCAUCAAUCAUCAUGGAUCAACUAGAAGAAAACACAGCUCCUGUUCCACCAUCUUCCUGGAUGACAACACAGUCAGUCAGCCCAAUCUUAAAUUCACCAUUAAAUGUGUAUCUCUUGCAAUAUAUUACCAUAUCAAGAAUAGGGACACAGAUGGAGGAAUGCGGCAAGACAUUUUUGACGAGAAGCUUCACCCUCUCUCGAAAUCUGAAGUGCCGUCUGACUAUGACAAACACGACCCCGAGCAGAAACAGAUCUACCGCUUCGUCCGGACGCUGUUCAGCGCCGCUCAGCUCACUGCAGAAUGUGCCAUUGUUACACUGGUGUACGUUGAGAGGCUGCUGACGUAUGCAGAGAUAGACAUUGGCCCAGAGAACUGGAAGCGUAUGGUACUGGGAGCCAUUCUGCUGGCCUCUAAGGUCUGGGAUGACCAGGCUGUUUGGAACGUAGACUACUGCCAGAUCCUCAAAGACAUCACCGUGGAGGACAUGAACGAGCUGGAGCGUCAGUUUCUGGAGCUUUUGCAGUUCAACAUCAACGUUCCAUCAAGUGUUUAUGCCAAGUAUUACUUUGACCUGCGCUCACUGUCAGAGACCAACAACCUGAGCUUCCCUCUGGAGCCCCUGAGCCGGGACAAAGCCCAGAGACUAGAGGCGAUCUCAAGGUUAUGUGACGACAAGUACAAGGCUGCCAGGAGAGCUGCCAAGAAGCGCUCAGCGAGCGUGGACAAUCUGGUCGGGGUGCGAUGGGUCCCUGCCAUCCUUUCCUAACAACCAGGAACAUAGACCACACCUGAGACUGGGCCUGAGACUGGGCCUGAGACUGGGCCUGAGGCUGGGCCUGAGACUGGGCCUGAGGCUGGGAUAGAGGCCAGCAUGGUAAAAUUCCCAGGUUUUCCAGAAUACCUGAUUGGAGGAUUCCAGAUUUCCUGCUGAUUCCGGGAAUCAUCCAAUCUGGAUUCCUGGGGAAUUUUGGAAAAGUUACCCGAAUUCUGCAACCCGAACCUGGAUAGACAGACCGACCUUGUCACAGAUAGAUGCCUUCACAGUGCCUCCGCUCCUGUAACACAGGGAAGAGCUCUCUAUAGGACUGGUAGUUCACUGACUGUUAAGAGUAAGAAAAAUGAAAGCUUCUUUGUGAUACAACAUAAAGAUGACUGUUAAGAGAUCUCAUGACAUCACAGUUUUCUGUGGACAGAAGCAGCCAGGUGACCAUCAAGACCAUCAGAAGUAGCCAGCCAACCAUCACUGUGGAAACAUUAGCUUUAUGCGUUGUAGCAGCAAACCAACAGAGAAGUUGUCAGAAAACAACAUUUCAGUGUCAUUUGACCUCUUUUCCUGGGUCGUACCAAACGAAAGAAAAAGGACUGAAACGGUUGGAUGACCUGAACUUGUCCAUUAAGAAACGGUUUGCGUUGAAAAGGUUUUGCUAUGGCGUGCACUAAUGAAUACGAUCAUGGGUCCUAGACUGUCCAAGCUGGCGUGGCACGACAGACAGUUGGUUGCCUUUGGAGAUGGUUCUGUUACUUUUGGUGAAAGGGUUUAUAUUCAUUUUGUGUUCAUAAGGUUGUUUUCACUGCCUACUGCUAUAGCCGACCAAACUCAAGUACCUGCAGACAUCAUUUGAUCAGGUAAAACAGCAUUCUAGCUGUGCAGGCGUUUCUACUGGAGAUCUACAUUCAAAUUCCAGAAACAUUUAGUUCUUAAUGAACACAUUUAUUUUGUUCAUGUUCAAACAAGUUGACCAUAUUACUUUACUACCCACUGGGCAAAAACUGGUUGAAUCAAACAUGGUUUCCACGUAAUUUCAACAAAACAAUUCAAUGUGAUGACGAUGAAUCAACAUGGUUUCCACGUAAUUUCAACAAAACAAUUCAAUGUGAUGACGAUGAAUCAACAUGGUUUCCACGUAAUUUCAACAAAACAAUUCAAUGUGAUGACGAUGAAUCAACAUGGUUUCCACGUAAUUUCAACAAAACAAUUCAAUGUGAUGACGAUGAAUCAACAUGGUUUCCACGUAAUUUCAACAAAACAAUUCAAUGUGAUGACGAUGAAUCAACAUGGUUUCCACGUAAUUUCAACAAAACAAUUCAAUGUGAUGAUGUUGAAUCAAUGUGGAAAACUGAUUGGAUUCGAAAAAAGUAUUUUUUUCACUGAACUUUUAACCUAAACUUUUUAUGUAAAUAAGAAAUAGACGUUGAACUGACGUCUGUGCCCAGUGGGUACCUUUCCACUAGUAUAUCUCCCUAGUUACUGUACAUCCCAAUACUCAGAGUGUUAUAUUCAGAUCUGCAGCUAAAUUCACCAAUGAUUUACUACAUGGCCAAAUGUAUGUGGACACCCCUUCAAAUUCGUGGAUUCGGCUAUUUCAGACACAUCUCUUGAUGACAGGUGUAUAGAAUUGAGCAAACAGACAAACAUUGGCAGUAGAAUGGCCUUACUGAAAAGCUCAGUGACUUUCAAUGUGGCACCGUCAUAAGAAGCCACCUUUCCAACAAUUCAGUUCGUCAAAUUUCUGCCCUGUUAGAGCUUCCUUGGUCAACUUUAAGUGCUGUUAUUGUGAAGUGGAAACAUCAAGGAGCAACAGCGGCUCAUCCACAAAGUGGUAGGCCACACAACCUCACAGAAAGGGACCGCUGAGUGCUGAAGCGCGUAACGCGUAAGAAUCGUCUGUCCUCAGUUGUAACAUUCACUACUGAUUUCCAAACUGCCCCUGGAAGAACGUCAGCACAAGAACUCGUCGGGAGCUUCAUGAAAUGGGUUUCCAUGGCCGAGCAGCCGCAAACAAGCCUAAGAUCACCAUGCGCAAUGCCAAGUGUCGGCUGGAGUGGUGUAAAGCUCACCGCCAUUGGACUCUGGAGCAGUGGAAAUGUGUUCUCCUGAGGAAUUAAUCACAUCACCAUCUGGCAGUCCAACGGGCGAAUCUGGGUUUGGCGAAUGCCAGGAGAACACUACCUGCCCGAAUGCAUAGUGCCAACUCUUAAGUUUGGUGGAGGAGGAAUAAUGGUCUUUGGCUGUUUUUCAUGGUUCGGGCUAGGCCCCUUAGUUCCAGUAAAGGGAAAUAUUAACGCUACAGCAUACAAUGACAUUCUAGACGAUUCUGUGCUUCUAACUUUGUGGCAACAGUUUGGGGAAGGUCCUUUCCUGUUUCAGAAUAACAAUGCUCCCGUGUACAAAGCGAGGUCCAUACAGAAAUGGUUUGUCGAGAUCAGUGUGGAAGAACUUGACUGGCUUGCACAGAGCCCUGACCUCAACCUCAUCGAACACCUUUGGGAUGAAUUGGAACGCCGACUGAGAGCCAGGCCUAUUCAAGAAUAGUGGAGGCUGUUAUAGCAGCAAAUCGUGCACCAACAUUAAUGCCCAUGAUUAAUAUGUGUCCACAUACCUUUGGCCAUGUAGUGUAAAUGUGAGUGAUUUAGCUACUGUGAAUGUGUCAUCCACAGGAUUCAAAGUAGGUUAUAUUGACAAGAAGGUGACCAAUGAAAGGAUAGAAAUGGGUUAUCAUACUUGAUACACCGUGUGAAGCAUGACUUGUGUUUUUUGUUUUAGAACUCGAUGUUUUAAGCUACAAUGUUUCUUUAUUUGUUUAAGAACAAAAACCUGAACACUGAGCCAACUUCUAUAUAACAUAGCUCCUCCAAACGUUAUACAGUUUGAUUUUGUCUAAUAAAUAUAUUAAUAUUGUUAUAUUCAUGAUCAACUUUUAUUUGUGUUUUUUUCAUUUGUCAAGAAGACCCUACUGACAACUGAAGCACUACAAUUGUAUGAAUUAUUUAGAAAAUAAACUGUACAGUGUAUAAUCAAGUAUUAAAGUGAUGAUGCGAUCAUUAACUUCAUUUUGAAAUAUUUAUAUGAAGGCUUUGAUCCAUGUUUGUAAUAAAAGAAAAUGUCUUUUGA